CCUUGCUUUACCCUGCAAGCAUCCCAACUUUUCUUUGCGUACAAUUAAGAAUUUGGCCUCUUUAACCCAACCCUUUGUUGCCAUGCCAUUAUUUUACUGUGCAAAUACAUUCUCAAAGUUUAGAAUCUCUGCUUACUUCCACCCAUCAUUGUGGCUCCAUUACUUCAUCCCACUGUUCUUGAUUUCCAUCUUGUUAUUUUUCAAUUAUCCCAAACUGCUUACAGUUAUUUCAGUUAUAUAACCUUUACACCUCCAUCUCUAUCGACUCCCUGCCUUAGUUUCUCCUGUUUCUGCACAUGAAUUUUCCAUAACAUGGUUUGGCCUCUUUCUGGGAUGGUGUUCGUUUGAACUUUAUUAAACAAAACAAGAAAUUUCUUGUCUUUCCUCAAUUUUAUUUUUUUGUUUCUUGAAUUCUUUCAUACCUGGCCUCCUCAGUGGAGAAUUUUUGGAGGAGAUCUUUUUUUAUAGCAUGAGUUUCUUCACAGGCUCACCAAAGAGUACAUGGCAGCCAGUGACGACUGGUGAUACAACCACCUCAAGUUACUGGUUAAACUGGAGGGUGUUGCUCUGCUGCUUUUGGAUUUUAAUGUCAAUGGUUUUUGCCUCUAUUCUUAUAACAAAGUAUGAAGGUCCUCGUGGCGCAAAAAGUGGGAGCAGAGAUAGGCAACAGCAAGACUCCCCUGGCCCGGGAAUGUUGUAUGAAGAUGAAGUUUGGCGGCCAUGCCUCAAAAAUGUGCAUCCUGGAUGGCUGCUUGGAUACAGAAUUUUCGCUUUCCUUGUUCUUCUCUUAAUGCUAAUCCUAAAUGUUACAGUAGAUGGUGGCCUCAUUUUCUACUUCUAUACUCAGUGGACAUUCACAUUAAUUACCAUCUAUUUUGGGCUUGGAUCGCUGCUAUCCAUGUAUGGGUGUUACCAAUACCAUAAUAGAAUCAGCAGUGAAACUCAUAAUGAGAGGUUUGAUGCUGAAUAUGGAUCUGGGAGACCAUCUAUAUAUGCUCAACAUUCCAGCACUUCAAAUGCUAUAAAAUAUUCCACGGCACCUCAAGAACCAAAUAGAAAAGUUGCAGACUUCUGGGGCUAUGUUUUUCAAAUAAUUUUCCAGAUGAAUGCUGGAGCUGUAACGCUUACAGAUUGUGUCUUUUGGUUUGUUCUUGUACCAUAUCUGACCAUCAAAGGCUACAAUUUGAAUUUUUUGAUCAUAAACAUGCAUACAAUCAAUGUUGUUUUUCUGCUUGGUGACACUGCACUGAAUUGCCUGCGGUUCCCUUGGUUUCGAAUUGGAUAUUUCUUUCUGUGGACAGCUGUUUAUGUCAUUUUCCAGUGGGCUGUCCAUGCCUGCAUUGCAAUUUGGUGGCCAUACCCAUUCCUUGAUUUAUCUUCUCCAUUUUCUCCUUUAUGGUAUUCAUCGGUGGCGCUGAUGCACAUACCAUGCUAUGGCAUUUUUGUUCUGGUAAUCAAGCUCAAACACCAUUUGCUAUCCAAAUGGUUUCCUCAGUCUUAUCAGUGUGCAAGAUGAAGAAUGCAUGUGCGAUGAAGCUCACUCAUUAAUGUCCAACAGCGAGCGAGUUGCCAAAUAGAAUUCGCAGGGGAGAAACGCAUCCCCUCCCUUUCAAUUCUCUUUGGAGGAAAGCAACAUUAUUAUUAUUAUUUCGUGCUUUGAGAUCUUCAUAGAGACAGAGGAGAUGAAUAUGACUCUUUAAUUAAGGAAACAGAAAUGUAAAAGUGAUUUGUAGUGGUAAUAAUAUUUGCACCUCAUAAGAAAAGAGGACAGUAAAGUUUUUGUUUGUAGGAAUUAUUAGGAUAUACAUACAACACAAGAAGCAAAGUAAACAGUCUGUAUUUACUAUUUACAUUUGAGGAGCUCAGCUGAGGGCAUUCUCAAAACAAAUAUAUAUAUAUAUACAUACAUACAAUUAAUUUAAUACCCGGCCUGUUUUCUGGUUUUUUCUUUAUGAA
Ipomoea triloba (trilobed morning glory) is the source of this 1956-nucleotide messenger RNA. RefSeq lists its product as uncharacterized. Lineage: Eukaryota; Viridiplantae; Streptophyta; Magnoliopsida; Solanales; Convolvulaceae. The coding region runs from base 470 to 1516 and encodes 348 amino acids. The transcript has 8 exons. Gene Ontology annotation, cellular component: membrane. The record is from RefSeq and is a predicted model, not a curated record.